GUCGCCAAUGAAUUAUCUAAAUGACGACUGAUGGACUUAUAAUCACGACAUUGGGUCCCUAUAAAAGAGCUUUGCAGACAGCGCUUUAGUUAAUAAUUGAAGUUCAAGUGCAUUCAAUAUGGGUCUGCGACGGUAUUUUCCGGCCUUGUUCACCAAAUCUUCGGAUUCUCCAGUUCGCUCCCGAGACGCGACCCUGUAUUUAUUGCGCUGCGUCUUUUUAAUGGGCGUCCGCAAUCCACCAGCCAAGUUUUUCGUGGCCUACGUACUGUGGUCUUUCGCACUGAACUUCUGUUCCACGUUUUAUCAGCCCAUUGGCUUCCUCACAGGCUAUAUCAUCCAUUUAUCAGAGUUCUCACCAGGAGAGUUUUUAACGUCGCUGCAGGUGGCCUUUAAUGCUUGGUCCUGCUCUACAAAAGUGCUGAUAGUGUGGGCAUUAGUUAAGCGCUUUGACGAGGCUAAUGCCAUUCUCGACGAGAUGGAUAGGCGUAUCACAGAGCCCGGAGAGCGUCUUCAGGUACAUCGCGCUGUCUCCCUCAGUAACCGUAUAUUCUUCUUUUUCAUGGCUGUCUACAUGAUUUAUGCAAUUAAUACGUUUCUGUCGGCGAUCUUUAUUGGAAGACCACCGUACCAAAAUUACUACCCUUUUCUGGACUGGCGAUCCAGCACUUUGCAUCUGGCUCUGCAAGCAGGCCUGGAAUACUUCGCCAUGGCUGGCGCCUGCUUCCAGGAUGUAUGCGUUGAUUGCUACCCAGUUAACUUCGUCCUAGUCCUGCGUGCCCACAUGUCGGUCUUCGCGAAGCGCCUUCGACGUUUGGGAACGUCCCCUGCUGAGAGCCAGGAGCAGAGAUACGAACGACUUGUUGAGUGCAUACAAGAUCACAAAGUUAUUCUGCGUUUUGUUGACUGCCUGCGUCCUCUUAUCUCUGGUACCAUCUUCGUGCAGUUCUUGGUGGUGGGGUUGGUGCUCGGCUUCACCUUAAUCAACAUUGUCCUGUUUGCGAACUUGGGUUCAGCCAUCGCAGCGCUCUCAUUCAUGGCAGCCGUUCUUCUAGAGACGACGCCCUUCUGUAUACUGUGUAACUAUCUCACGGAAGACUGCUACAAGCUGGGGGAUUCCCUGUUUCAGUCAAACUGGAUUGGUGGAGAAAAACGUUACCAAAUGACACUCAUGUACUUUCUGCAGAAACUGCAGCAGCCGAUAACCUUCAUGGCUAUGAACGUAUUUCCAAUAUCUGUCGGAACUAACAUUAGUGUCACAAAAUUUUCGUUCUCCGUCUUUACUCUCGUAAAGCAAAUGAACAUAGCUGAGAAACUGUCAAAAUCUGAAAUGGAGGAGUGAUAUAAUAAGGGUUUUUAUACCCGUUACUCGUAGAGUAAAAGGGUAUACUAGAUUUGUUGAAAAGUAUGUAACAGGCAGAAGGAAUCGUUUCCAUAUAAAGUAUAUAUAUUCUUGAUCAGGAUCAAUA
Messenger RNA from Drosophila santomea, 1466 nucleotides. RefSeq names its product odorant receptor 42a (gene Or42a). The record is from RefSeq and is a predicted model, not a curated record. Lineage: Eukaryota; Metazoa; Arthropoda; Insecta; Diptera; Drosophilidae. Gene Ontology annotation, cellular component: plasma membrane. Gene Ontology annotation, biological process: sensory perception of smell; detection of chemical stimulus involved in sensory perception of smell. Bases 119 to 1339 code for a protein of 406 amino acids. The transcript is spliced from 3 exons. Gene Ontology annotation, molecular function: odorant binding; olfactory receptor activity.